Molecule: messenger RNA, 5698 nt
Organism: Coturnix japonica (Japanese quail)
Lineage: Eukaryota; Metazoa; Chordata; Aves; Galliformes; Phasianidae
Product: KIAA0825 ortholog
Source: RefSeq, a predicted model, not a curated record
AUGUGGCGGUGCGGUCGUUCCGGCCCGUUGUCACUGACGCUCCGCGGUCGCUGGGGUUGCCGCUGCGGAGCCGAGCGGGGGGUCCGGCCGGCGGGUUGUGAAUAUGGAGUGGGGAGGAGAGUAUUCUCUUGAUUCUUCCAAUUUAGACUGUUUGUUAAAUGUCCUCCCUGGAGAACUGGAGUUUCAACAGAUCCUUAGUGAUCUUGAUGAAAAAAUAAAGAAGAAUUCUUCUAGCAUGGAACAAUGUCUCAAAGACCUGCAAUCAGAAGUAAAUGAAAUAUGUACUGAUGAAAUACUACAAAGCACAAAUGACUGCCUUCAGUGGUUGAACAACUGCAAUUUUGUUUCUCUCCGUCCUUCAUCUACACAGCAUGGAGAGCUGAUGGAGUUCCUAAGGACUCUGCAAAGGUUGCUGAAGAAUGAGCAAAACCAAGAGGAAAUGAUUCUUCAGUUCCUUCUGGAUCUCUCUAGUCAGUGUGGUGUGUCAUUUCCCUGUUCUCCAAGUGGGAUGUCUUUUGAGUUUACAUCUUCUCUUCAUGCCAUUGAGGAUGAUUCAACAAUGGAUGUGAAAUCUCUCUGGGAUGAUGUGAGACUGCAUCUUCGACGAUUUUUAGUGAACAGACUGCACAGUCAAGAAGAGACAAAUCCCAACGCUUCACAACAACAAAUGCAGCUUAAAACUCAGUGCAUACAGCAACUUCUGUUUCUUUACCCUGAAUCAGAAAUCUUAUCAAAGUAUCAAAAUAUGCAGAGUAAGAUGGUUCGUGAUCUUCUACAGAAUUGUGUUUUGUCGAGCUGUGGUGAAACAAAUUUUGAUAAGGUCGUUCAUGGCUACCAAAGUUCCAUACCCACACUAUGCACAAUAAUAAAAGAGGAUUUCUAUAUACUAAGUGGAACUAUCGAUCCUUCUUCAUCACUGAAGUUUAUUAAUGAAACUUAUCUGGAUACUAUCACCGAAGAAAUAACGGUUCUUCUUGAAAGACUUUGUGAGCUGCAGUUCAAAGAAAAUGCUCUGCACAUAGUUAAGGCAAACAAGAUUUCAAAGAAGCAUAGGAGAGCGGUUCAUGCUGUGGCCUCCCAAGAAUACCACAAAAAAGGAAGGAACUUCUGCUUAACGUUGUAUCAACUCAAAUGUCUUUCUCAACUCAUCAAGCUCUUUUUAUUCAUGGAAGAAAAAAUUGAAGAACUCUCUGCAGAAAUUCUGUUGAUGCCUUUGUUUACUGAGAAGAAUAAGAAUGUUCAAGGAGUUCUGAAGAAAGCUAGUGGGGAGCUUUUAAUAGGAGAAACUAGAGCAAAUGAAGCCAGUGUGCUUCCUGAACAGUUACUUCAGGUAAAAGAGCCUAUUUCACUGAAUUUUGGUUGGAGAAAUGCAUUUAAAGAUCUGUCUUCUUCAGUGGCUCACUGUAUAACAAUAGCAAUUCAAGAUUUUUCAACUAAAAUUCUUCAACAUGAGCGGCAAGAACAGUCUUCUGCUGCAGGCUGUGUGAUGAGUCUUGUAAACAACCAACAUAUAAGGGAGUCCUGUGGAGCCAUCCAACCAGAGGAGCAACCAAAACGAAUUGCUAAGUUUUGUUCUGACAUCAUGGGAGAACUUGACACAUUGCUUCCAUUGGCUCUGGCAUGCAGAGAUGAUUCUCUUCAGGAAAUCAGAGCAAAUUUUGUAGAGGCUUGCAGCAAAGUAGCAACAGCUGUCCUGGCAAGACUAGAGGAGAAAAGUGAAGACGUUCCCUCCAAGGCUCCCCUGCAAAACUUGCAUGCUGCUCUUUCCACAGCAAUAUAUGUCUGUCAACAUUUUACAAUGUAUAGCAAUUUAAUGAGAGAAAGCAGCAAAAAACCUCUUUUCUUAGUGCCUGUCCAACAAUACCAGGAAUUCAUCAGCGUUCUUCAGUUUCAAGUUACAAACUACUGCGUCAGAGUUUGUGCUACAAGCAUUUUGCAGGAUGCUGAGAGCCACCACUGGGAUGACUGCAAAGCUUUUUAUGAGGGUGAAAGAUGCUCAUUCUCAGUCCAGAUGUGGUAUUACUUCUGCUGUGCUCUUCAUCAUGAUCUGUGGACUAUUCUACCUCCCAAGUUAGCCCAGGAGAUUCUUACAGAUGUGCUAGAGCAAUCUUUGGCUGUGCUGUCCUCCAGAUAUUCCCAGGCCUGUCCUAGUUAUAAGCGAACACCACAAAUCAGAAUAGAUAUUGCAGCAAUUUUGAUGUCCACUGAAAAUAUGCUGUGGUCAGUUUGCAGCUCAGUCCAGGAAUUUCUGAAUCCACAUGAAGACAGAGAUCUCAAGAUCUAUAAAAUACAUAGCCACUGCAAUAAUAUGCUCUCUGUGCUAGCUAUUUUAACUUCACCGCUGAAAAAUUUGUAUGAGACACUUAUGAACAAUUCUGGAGAACAUCUUCCUCAUGUUUUUUCUAAAGGCUUUUAUCAUCCAUCACACUGGUUAUUUUGCAUACCAUCGUCCAGUCCUUCCUUACUGAAGAGUCCAUCAGCCAGAGAAAUGGCAGCCCAGGGUCAGCUGAAACUGCUCUUAUCCCAGCCAUACUGUAAUUUGAACUUGCUCUUGGAAACCUUGCUAUAUCACGAUUGUCUCUUCGUGAGAAUUUUACUGAAAAGUUCAAGAUGUGAAGUAUUGACUGGUGAUGAACAAAGUUCUCUCUCAGAUGAGACAAAUAACAAAGAGCCUACUCUGAUUGAAACUAUCUUCACUAUAUUGUCUGACUGUAUUUUAUCACCCAAAUCACUUGGCAUUGCUUUUGAGGCCUACAUGGAAAAAGAACAGUUGUGGGAUUGCUUAUACAAUAUGACAGUUUCCAGUUGUGGCGAGUCAGAGCCAGAGGUUAUCAGAUGCUUGAAGCUGACUCUGAUUAAUUCAGUCAAGGGUAUAGUGAAGCAGAUCAUUUCUUUGAUGCAUUCGUGGGAGGCAACAGAAAACUAUGGAACAUAUCAGCACAAACAAAUUGUUCCUGAAAGUUUACUGAAAACAGUUCCAAAGGAAUGGAAUUAUACGCCUCGGGAAAUGAAGAGGAAGGAAUCUGGGAAAUGCUUCACAAGGCUUGCAGCUCAGGCAGUAUCUAUUGUAAUCAGCAAGUUACCUACAGUGAUUGCAUGUUUGCCUCCCCCAAUUAAGUACUUCUUUUUUCUGGCUGAGAGAAAAAUGUCAAGAAACUUUGCUGAAUUAAAGAAAGCUGGUCUGCUUGUCUGGAACUUGAUUGUAAUUAUAUGUCGGAUAUUUGAGGAUGGAAAUACUGCAGAACUUUUAACAGGUGCAACACUUGACAGAUGGAGCAAAGAAAAACUCAGUUUAGUUCGUGUAUGCUUGGAAAGUAUUAUGGGAAAACAGAAAAGUGGUCCUAAGCAAGUGACCCAGAAGGUUAUACUGAGCAUAGAACAGCAAAGACCAAACUGGAUUGAAAGCCAGUUGCUGAAGGCUAGAAAACUGAGCACAGACUGUGGCUCGGAUGCAAUUGAAGGUGCAGUGUUAGAGCAAGAAGGCAUUGCAUUUGGAUUCACUGAGCAGAAAAUAAACAUGAUGGUCCUGGAUAUCUGCCACAAACCAGGUGGCAGCGAGUACCUGAGGCAAAUUUAUCACAUCAUCCGGCUCAAUGAGAAAUAUUUGAAUGAGCAACUGUCUUGUGAGAAUUCACCUGAAGAGCAUGCUACUUCCAAUCAAAGCUUGCUUUUAACACUGAAGGGCAGAGAGGAGCAAGCUGUCUUCAACCCUUUCCAGGUGCACAACCAGUCUUGUGCGAAAGUGUUCAAUCAGUCAACCAUUACUGAAUGGAACUGGGAUUGGUCAGACUUGCUGCCAAGUUGUUUGGGACUGAAUCAGAUGACCUUCAGGGUGCUGUUGGCGCACAGGUGGGAAAUGAAAGAAGGAGCAGAUCUUGAAGAUGAGGAGAAAGUUAUGGUGGAACACUUAAAAAAUAUUUAUCUGACACAGAGCACUCCUACCUCAGAGGAUAAAGAAGAAUAAUUACCUUGACAGGUUUCGGGUAGCACCUUUUUCUGAAUUCAAUACGAUUAACUUAAUGGCUUAGUUUUAACUGACAGGAGAAGAAAUCUCAGGAAUAUAUAUUGAGUAGGAGUUUUAAACUAAAGUAUCUUCCCCUGUUAUUGUCUAGUCACCCCACCUAAGUCACAGUUGUUAACACAUGCAUAAGGCAAGCAACAAUACAUGAAAAUGUCAAUUUCACAAAACAGGAAGGGUGUAUCUUCAUACUGCGGGGACACAAACCUGAAUGACAAACAAAAAACUGUUUUAAAGUUAUAAAACUCACAGUGGCAUCUAAAAAUAAUGCAACUUUGGAUAUGUUCUAAGCAAAUGCUGAUGAUAUGUUGGUAUCUACCAUCUGGAGUCAAUUCAGCCUGCCCUGACACAGGGAUGGGGCAGAGUUCAAGGUCCUUUUCUCACUCCUGGUGCUUGUGUUCUGUUUAUUGCUGGCAGUAAACCAUGUGAAGUGUGAGAAAGGAUGGGCACAGGCCACACUUCAGUCUUUGAUGAGAUGCCCUGCGCAGAUAUACCUGGUUGUUAUUCCCAAGCAAAAAUGCACUAGAUUGGUUGUCUUCACAAUGUCCUGAGUGCCCAGUUGGUUGUGGCGUCAAAGGUAGAUCACAGUGAAGCCUACUGGCAGCAUUCAAAGUUUUCAGGUUGUUUUUUUAUUUAAAAAAAUAUUCUCAGGCACAGAGAAAUUAAAUAUCUUAACAGCAAACUGAAUAAGUAAUAAAGAAUUCAAUAUAUAUUUCUGAUAAUCAUGAAAUCUGUGGAAUCAUGGAAUAAUCAAAGAAUAAAAUAGACUUUUUAUCUAGUAAUGAUACAGUCAUUUCAGAACAUAUAGAAGUGAUGAAGUGUAAAAACAAUUUUUCUUUGCUUUGUAUUUCACCUUUGAAGUUUAGCUGUGCUUUAAAGGCUUAAAGCUUGGCUACAGGAAUUGCCUGUUGAGGCAAGUACAGUAUUCUGGCACCAGGUAUACAUGCUCCAAGCCAUACUAGUACUGUGUAAGUACAUGGUAGUUGGAGUUAGACUAUUUUUUCUUUUUGUAUGAAAUCUAUUGAACAUAAUUAAUUUUUUAUAUAGUCAUGUGAAUCAAUUUCUGUCUAUGUGGUGGAACUUAGCGAAAUAUGUUCUGUGAAAAAACUCUGCUUCUGGGAAACACUUAUUCUGAAUAGGAUCAACUUUGUAAGUAAAAUAAACUAUCUGCUAAUAAAGAAUCCCAUGCUGAAAUAGGAAUGUCCAUAUGGGGAGUUAUUCCAGGAUAAUUAUGAUGCUUUAAAUUCACGACACACCUGGUUCUAGAAUAAUAUAUAAACAGUUGUGUUUAAAAUAAUAAUAAUAAAAAAAAUCAUUAUGCUCCUUCCUCCCUUUUCUCCCAGCCAAGCUAAUUCAGCAGCAGCCCAGUGGGUAGUACUAUUACAAUACUUUCUUCCUUAGCAGUAGUGUAUUUAUACUCUUUACCAGCAAAGAACUAGCAAGCUAGAAUAACUGGCUUGAAUAAAAGCUGAAUAAUUGCACAAUAUUUUAUUUGGAUAUUUUCCUUAUCCAUAUUUAUAAAUACAUGUAUCUAUGACUUUUGGAGUCUCUGAAUGCAACACAGUGUGCAUUUGAACUUGUUCCUCUGUGACAAAUAGCAAGGUCUGGUUUGUUUGCAGUGAACUGAUCCUAUUAACUGACUUUCAGGAUAUGAAAGAAAUAAAUAUCAUCUUGGCCACA